Messenger RNA from Paramormyrops kingsleyae, 2570 nucleotides. RefSeq names its product E3 ubiquitin/ISG15 ligase TRIM25-like. NCBI's taxonomy places the organism in Eukaryota, Metazoa, Chordata, Actinopteri, Osteoglossiformes, Mormyridae. Gene Ontology annotation, molecular function: protein binding; zinc ion binding. The record is from RefSeq and is a predicted model, not a curated record.
CGUUACCUUAUUUUGUUAUCGGACUAUAGCAUUCUAUUGGCACAAUCUGACAGUGGAACAGUUAAUGUUAAACAUCUUUAACAAAAACUGGAAACUGCUUGCUCGUAAGCACAAUAGCUUGUUCUAAACAGCUCUUAUCGCAAGAUUCUCGCUGAUGUUCCUUGUGAUGUUGCUCUACGGGUAGAACCUGUUCCAGUAGUAGGGGUGGCAUAUAGUUUUACUUUUUAUGUUUCAUUUUCAUAAGCUCAGUGUGAAGUCGAACUGUGAAACGGCAUCAUGUCGACGGAGCUCCUGGCGCAGGAACUGACAUGCCCGAUCUGCCUGCAGCUCUUCUCAGAACCGGUGAUGCUGCCCUGUGCCCACAACUACUGCGUCUCCUGCAUCCAGUCUGCCACAGACUCGGAGAAAGGACCACACCGCUGCCCUGAAUGCCGACAAGAGUAUCAUGGGAUUAAGGACAUUCAGAAGAACCUGAAGCUGUGCAACAUCAUUGAGAGCUACAAGAUCACCACAGGGAAGGGCCAGGACAUGAAUACAGUGCAGUGUGACUACUGCUUGCCCAUCAGAAAACCGGCCUUCAAGACCUGUUUGAAAUGUGAGAUCAGCCUGUGUACCGAUCAUCUCCAGGCUCAUGCAAAGAAGAUGUCCUUCAGGAACCAUACACUGGUUGAGCCACUGUCAGACCUGAACUCCCAGAAAUGCUUGUCUCACAGCAAGAACCUGGAGUUUUACUGCGCAACUGAUGCCGCCUUUCUCUGUGCGAGCUGCUUCAUUGAGGGUACCCACUACGGCCAUGAUAUUCAUAACUUUGAGAGUGCCGGGGCUGAGAUGAGGUGCAUUUUAAGGGCUGACCUGAAGCUCGCCAAAGAAAAGCUCCAGAUGACCUCUAUCUUGCUGCAGAAGAGCCUUGGGGAGGAGAUGGCUUUCGCUGAUGCCAGCGACCAUCUUACAGUAAAAGCCCUGGGCAUCCUGGACAGUAUGAUUAACCAGCUAAACGGAUACAAGUGCCGACUGAGCAAGCAGCUGGAGGAGGAGCAUGCGUGCAAGCAGGAGAGCUGGCAGGCCAACAGAAGUCAGAUGACUAAGCAGCAGAGUCUCCUGAAGGAUAUCCAGGAGCAGGCUGAAUCUGUUCUGGCAGAGACGGACCAAUGCCUGUUUGUUCACCAGUUUCUAUCGAUCAAGUCCCAGCUUAAAGAAGCCUUAGAUAGUAACGUGGAUAUGCCAGCACCUCCUACUGUGGACACAAGACAUUUAUGUGCUCUCACAAGAACAGAUGAGUUGAAGACAGAUAUGACUAUGCUGCUCCAGGCACUGCAUACCUUGCUCACUCCAUUGGAGUUGACUUUUGACCCCAACACAGUCCACAAUAGCUUGCUCCUGUCCAAUGACCUGAGGACGGUGAAGUAUAAUGCCGGCAAGCAGGUCUACCCAGAGCACCCCGAACGAUUCCAGGCUGCGCCUCAGGUGCUGUGCUCCCAGGGUUUCUCUGGUGGAGAACAUGUCUGGGUGGUGGAGGUAGGCCAGUGCAUGUGGUCUGUGGGUGUGUGUUAUCCCAGUGUGCCCAGACGUGGGGAUCACAGCCGCCUGGGCCACAAUUCUAUCUCCUGGCGCCUCCAGUGGAAGAACAAGAAACUGACAGCCUGCCAUGCAUCGUCCACAGUGACACUUCCUGUGACUAUUCCUCCCUUGAGGCUAGAAAUGGCCCUGGACUACAGUAGGGGCACGCUGUGCUUUCAUAGCAUCAAGGGGCGGCGGGAACACCUGCACACCUUUACAGCCAAGUUUCAGGAGAUGGUGUACCCUGCUUUUGCCAUCCAUUCAACUAACUCUGAGUCCUGGAUAACCUUACAGAGCUGAGUAUAAUUGUGCAUGUUAGUCUCUAUAAAAUGCAGAAUGAAUGCAGUUUCAGUCACGUUUCAUUAGUUGCAAAUUAUAGUUGAAUAUAUAAUUAUUCUUUAAUGAGUAAGCAAAUAAUACAAUAGAGAAAUAAUACAUUUUCAAAUACAUCUUAGUCUAAUAUUAUUUACUUUUGAACGUAUAUUCUUUUGAACGUUGGGCUCAAUCGGUAGACUCAGUAGUUCCAGGUCUCUCAGCUUCCAUUUUGGUUGCAUUGGUCCAUUGGGUAAUAUAAACAUUAUGACUUCACUCCUAGUGACAUUCACUCCUUAGUUUUAUGAAAAAGAGGUUCUUCCUAUUAUUUUACCACUUUAAAGGUUUUUACUUUCUUAUUGUUUAUGGAAAUGUUUGGAUGACAUGUGAUGUAUGUCAUUUGGCUUGGUAUUGUCAGGGUGAGAUUAUUAAUAUAAUGGCAUGGGUAACCAGAGGCAUGUGGUAAAGCUAGUCUACAUUUAACUGAUGCUUUCAUCCCAAAGACUUACAGUAAAGGGAAGAGUUACCAUUUUUUAUGUUUGCACCCAUGGAUUUGGGCUCAUAACCUUUGCAUUGCUAGUGCAAUACUUUACUUGUUGAGCUACUUAAGGCUACAAAAAAAUACUUUUACAAUCAGAAAGUUAACUACCAUAACUACAUGUAUCAUUUUCUGCUGAUAAUAAUCAAUUUUUCACACUGAA